AUGACCGUUCUCACCGACCACGAAACACUGGAAAUCCAGCGCAAGAUUGAGCGUCUGGCCAACGCACUCGUCACGCCUGAACAAUGCGACGAGUGGAAGCAGCANUUCCGCACCGACACCGAUCUCCAAGGCAUCAAGUCACUGCUUGCUCGAAAGCGCGCACGUCUGUCCUUUGCUCCUCUCCCUGAAUGGCAGCAGAACGAAGUGACCUCAGCGCUGGCUCAAGUUGAGACAUGCAUUCAGAGGAUGGAAGUGAAUCACAACAGGCAAGUCGCAUGUAAACGUUCGAAGAGGACAUUAUCUGAUNNGAUGAUCAGUUCUUCCUACGUCUGUUCCGUCGUAAAGGAAUCUGUCGUCACAGUCCUGAAAUCCACCCUCGACGAGGUCAGAAGAGGCGAAAUCUUUACUGGCCCUUCCGGAUCUGCUCUUCAAGCUGCCGUUGUGAUGAUCGAUAAGCAAGACAUUCUCGAUGCUGUCUUCCAGAGAGCCAAUCUUGAGGCACUCGACUCCGAGAUCACUAUCAAGAAGCAUGUCGUCGCAGCUCUCGCAGAAUUGGCAGCCACGUUUCAAUGCAAGUUCAUCUUCGCUCUUUCUCAAAAUGCGCCUGCCUUUUACAUUCUGUCAUCAGCAAGCACAUCUCUGUCUGCUCAACAAACACUUCUUCAACCAAACAUCGUUGCCACUUCAUUGUCUACAUUACAAGCCGAGAUGGAGAAUGCCAAAUCAGAGCCCGACUUGACAAAGAUUCACAACGCCGUCGAAGCUGCACUUACAAAGAUCCAUGACGCACAAGUCGACAACCAUGAUCCCAGAAAAACCAAAGAAGACACUGAUCGCGACCUCGCCGAAGCAUCAAACCUGCUGGCCCAAGCAGAAGAGAACAUUGCCACACAGUCCAUCGACACCAAGAUCGGCCAUGCUGUUAAUUUCGUCGUGACCAAAAUCGAUGAUCUUCCAAGAGACCAUACUAUCAAAGGAGCACCCAACGUUCAUGCCCCCGACUGGCCCAAAGUGCGCGACGGCCUCAUCAAAGAAGUCAAGGUCCGCCUUGAGGCCUAUUUCUUCCAGCUCGAGGAGGGCAUGCUCAUGACUCUUGACCCCAAGAUCUUUGAAUCUCAGGCCAGAAGAGAAGCCUCGGUGGUCGUCUUUGGAAAAGUGCAGGAGAUACCAGAGAUUCUGUCCAAAGAUCUGUGA
Messenger RNA from Aureobasidium musti, 1194 nucleotides. The record is from the annotation of a GenBank genome assembly. NCBI's taxonomy places the organism in Eukaryota, Fungi, Ascomycota, Dothideomycetes, Dothideales, Saccotheciaceae.